AUGGCGUGGACCAACUACCAGAUACUUCUUUCUCUUGUAAUGGUGAUUACUGGUAGUAUUAAUACUUUGAGUACCAAAUGGGCUGAUACAAUAAAAUCCAAAGGCCAAGAUGGGCAGACCAAAAAUUUCAAUCAUCCUUUUUUCCAAGCUAGCACCAUGUUUUUAGGGGAGAUGCUGUGUCUCCUCACUUUCAAGAUUUUAUAUAGAUACUAUAGUAGAAGAGCAGAUGGCACAGAAGAUGUUCAUGAACUUACAAAGGGCAACAGGACCUUCAACCCUUUCAUUCUAUUUAUACCAGCUAUGUGUGACAUGACAGCAACUUCCAUUAUGUAUAUAGGUCUCAAUUUGACUUAUGCUUCUAGCUUCCAAAUGUUUAGAGGUUCUGUGAUAGUUUUUGUUGGUUUGCUGAGUACUGGAUUCUUACACAGGGUGUUAAAUAAAAGACAAUGGUCUGGAAUUGUAUUUGUCAUUAUUGGUUUAGCAGUUGUGGGAGUUGCAGAUUUCAUUUCUAAGGAUCCUGAUGAUAGUCAUGGAAAUAAUGAUAUCAUCACUGGUGAUAUGUUGAUUGUCAUUGCUCAAAUCAUUCAAUCAAUCCAGAUGGUGGUGGAGGAGAAAUUCGUAGCAGGUCAAGACAUUCCUCCUUUACAAGCAGUCGGUUGGGAAGGUUUGUUUGGUUUUGUCGUCCUCGCAUUACUCCAAAUCCCGUUCUACUUUAUCCACGCUGGUCCCCCUGUAACAUCACAGGCCGGGGACAGGUUAGAAGAUGCUAUUGAUGCAUUUGUCCAAAUCGGACAUAGUGGAAAACUUUCAGUUGCCAUUUUAGGAACCGUCAUAUCAAUUGCCUUUUUCAACUUCGCCGGUAUCAGUGUUACCAAAGAACUAUCGGCGACUACCAGGAUGGUACUAGACAGUGUUCGUACCAUCGUCAUCUGGGUAUUCAGUUUGGCUUUUAUGGGUCAAGUCUUCCAUUGGCUGCAGCUUCUUGGUUUUGUUCUACUUCUUGCCGGAAUGUGUCUUUACAACGGUAUAACAUUCGUAUCAACAUUUUUGAAAAUGAAAGAAGCCAUCAGGAGGAGGUACAACAAGGUGGAUGAAGAAGUUAUCGAAAAUCGUAAUGCGGAGGACCCUGAAAUGUGA
Phaedon cochleariae (mustard beetle) is the source of this 1137-nucleotide messenger RNA. NCBI's taxonomy places the organism in Eukaryota, Metazoa, Arthropoda, Insecta, Coleoptera, Chrysomelidae. The record is from the annotation of a GenBank genome assembly.